AUGGCAGGAGGAUCAAAGGCGUUUCACCCUUUCGAGGUCACGCCCGUCCACAUCGUCUAUGUCGGGCUUGGCCUUUUCAUUUGCAUCUUCUCCUACCUCUCGCUCUUCAUCAAGGAAAAGCUCUACCUUGGUGAGGCUCCCAUCGCCGCUGCGUUCGGUAUCAUCGUCGGGCCUGUUGCCAUUGGUCUCUUCAACCCGGCCGGAUGGGGUGGCGAAGAUGGCAUCGCUCCAGGCGGUGUCCACACCGAUGAGAUCACUCUCGAGAUCAUGCGCGUCACCAUUGCCCUCUCCGUCUUUGCCAUCGGCGUCGAAUUGCCCAAAAAGUACCUCUUGCGUCACUGGAAGUCGAUUGCUCUGCUCCUCGGUCCCGUCAUGGCUUGGGGCUGGCUCAUCAGCGCCUGCUUCAUCUAUGCACUCAUUCCAGGUCUCGACUUCCUCAACUCGCUCGUUGUAGCCGCCUGCGUAUCGCCUACCGAUCCGAUCCUGGCCCAGGCUGUCGUUGGUGGUCCUUGGGCCGAGAAGCACGUCCCUGCCCACGUUCGUCACAUGCUCAUGUGCGAAUCAGGCUGCAACGAUGGUGCUGCUUUUCCCUUCCUUUACCUCGCGCUCUACCUAACUCAGAAUCGCGACAACCGCGGCUACGCCAUUGGCAAGUGGUUCUACGAGACAUGGGCGUACGAGAUCAUCUUGGGCACUCUCCUCGGAGCCCUGAUCGGCUAUCUCGCCCGCAAAUUCAUGCGCUUCUCCGAACGCAAGAAGCUCAUCGAUCGAGAGUCUUUCGUCGCUCAGUACAUCUCGCUCGCCAUCGCCAGUAUGGGUGUCAACGUGCUGCUUGGCUCGGACGAUCUGCUGGCCGCCUUUGCGUGCGGUACUGCCUUCGCCUGGGACGGAUGGUUCACAAAGCAGACCGAGGAUUCCAAUUUCUCCAACAUCGUCGAUCUUCUCUUCAACAUUGCCACCUUCAUCUACAUCGGCGCUCUCAUUCCGUGGCACGACUUUGUCGACGCCUCAAUCGGCUUGUCCAUCUGGCGGCUCAUCGUACUCACCAUCUGCGUGCUCCUCACCAAACGCAUCCCCAUCGUCCUCGCGCUGUGGAAGUUCAUUCCGGACAUCAAGACGUUCAGGGAGGCAGUCUUCUGUGGUCACUUUGGCCCUAUGGGUGUUGGUGCCAUCUUCAUCGCCACGCUUGGACGAACGCUCAUGCCCGAAGAGGUCGCAGAGCCUCCAGAGACCAGCAACGACGUGCUUGCACUCACGAUCCAACCGAUCGUCUACUUCUUCGUGCUCUGCUCCAUCCUUGUCCACGGCUUCACCAUCCCUUUCUUCGCUUUCGGCAAGAAUGCUCGUCGACGAGCCCACACCUUGACUCGCACAUGGAGUCGCAAUCCAUCCAUGCGAGACGACGAGCCCAACUGGAUGAGUCGUGUCCGCCGCGUCAAGACUGGCGACGACAUCGUCAUCAAUACCGACGAUAUCAGCGCCGACAAGAUGUCGGCCCAACAGCUCUCCCUCAUCGGGCGCGGUGCCAUCGGUGGCUACCGCGAAGACGAGCUCCGUCGUGACAGCAGCAACGACGAGAAUUCCGCCACAGUUGCUGCAGAGUCCUCGAGCAGCAGCCAGGAGAAGGGACCCGCCUUCGUUGGCCUGCUCAACACUCGGACCGAGCGCGACCUUGAAAAGGCUGAGGGCUCGCAAGUCGACUACAAUGAAAAAUUCGGCGACCACGACGCCGAUGAAAGCCGCGAGAGUGACGCACAGAAGAGGCGGCGUGAGUGCAAGGAUAUGGACGGCAUCGAGGACUGGGAGGGCAGCGACGAGGAUGCGAAUCCAGCUGCAGACUACCUCGGCGAUGACUGCGUCGAGAUGCGCCGAUACCGUGAGAGAAUGCUCGCCAAACGAGAAGCCAAAGUUGCGCGAGAAAGGGGCAAGAAGCAGUCAGCAGAGGAGGACGAAAGGAGGCGCGCAUCGAAGGAGGAACAGGAUCUGGGCGAGGCUCCCAUGGACCGCGACAUCAUUUGCGGUCGUGUUCACGCCGAGGACGAGGACGAGGCCUGUCGCAAAGAUCACGAAGGCCAAGCUCAUUCUCCCAAGAGCUCUCCCUCGCACGGUGGUGCCACGGACGAAAAGAAGGACAGCGACUGGCCAAAGGUGCGCAGCUGGGUAGAAGGUCACAAUCUGGUGCUCGAGCAUCAGAAAAGCUACUCGGAUGAUCCAGAGGUCGAAGUCAUCCCGCUCACCGACAGCGAGCGUGACGCUCUCGAAGAGUCGGACACCCCUGCUCAGGACUGGGUCCGCCAGAACCACGACGAGCUCGCCUGCUUCUUGGGAAACAGCGACCAUGGCUCGUGGAACGCUUCCGAGGCGAUCCAGCAGUUGCUGGACAGCAAGGUGCCGAGUUGGUGGCCCACCAAGAACAAGAAGCACUACAUCAAGGCAGAGGCACCCAAGGAGGAAACAGCCAAGGAUCGCGAAGAUCGACUCAACUUGAUGUACGGUGCCAUGUCGUGGGCUCAAGACCGUCGAGGACCCGAGAAGGAUCACGAUGUCCCCCUAAGGUCUUCCCGGGCCGUGCAAGAGGACUCGGAAGGAGACAGCCACGACAGCGACACGAACGUUCACCAUACGCCGGCAGUCGUGGGCGCGAUGCACACGCGCGAUCGAGGCGGUGACCCGAUUGGACCACAAGACUCGUCUGUGCCCGAGGGCAGCACCAGUGCGCAGGACACAGAUCAAGACAGGAGCGUGUCCCAGUCCUACGCAGCAGCGGGUGGAUCUUCGAAGGCAUCACAGUCCACCAAGCGGACUGGCAGCGGAGCGUCGAAACGCGGCAAUUUGCGCAAGAAGGUGCUCAGCGGACAGAUUGGCUUGUCGGGACGAAGGAGGUCGAUCGCAAGCAAGGAGUCGGGAGGCGAGUCGGACGAAGACCAGGAGGUUCUGGAGGAUGACAACAAGGCACCGGCUGCGGCGUCCCCCCGAGUGAUGAUCUCGGAACCUGCCUCGCCUUCCCUGGCACGGGAGAGCGCUUCGCAAAAGGUCAGCUCUGUCGGCCGUGGUGGUCUCGGUAGAGCUCAGCCGAGACCCAAGGAGAAGUUCUUCCCACGUUCGUCUUCGGCUGGCGCCGGUCUGGCUGCGCCGAUGCGAGCCUCGUCGUCCAUCGCCAGCAGUCCCAUCCUCAAAGCGUCGGCGCCUCCUUCUCGACUCGGUUCGAGCUCUGGUCAAGAUGGUGAACCCUCAAAGGAUGAGCGUCGCAAUGCAUCAUCAGUGCAGUGGCUCGACAUCGCCGACCGCUCUUCGUCGCAGACCUACGGCCAGCGCCAGGGACCGAUCAACGAAGCAGGCGCAUCCGCCUUCUCCCGUCGAUCCCGCACGUACGAUGGAACCUCGUCGGGCAAAGAAAUGACCCGCGAUGCGCGUGUCUACAGCCUCGAGAGCGAUGAUGAAGAUGCUAGCGAAGACGACGACGACGACCGGCGUCAUGGAGGACUCGGUAUCCGCGAUCGCAUGAAUCGCGUUGGUGCCUUCUUCAGCAACUUCACUGCGCCCAAGGGCGAAGGUAUGGGCAAUCCAGGCCCCACGAGCCAUCCACACUUGUUCCCAUCGCACAAGGACAAGGACGAAGAGACGAAGAGCCCGAGACGCUCACCAACGGCGACCCGAUCGAUGAGGCGGGAGGCAACGCGCGACGACGACGAAAUGGAGAGUCUAGCCCUACCACCGAGUGCUGACCCGCCUUCGCCGGAGAACACGAAAAACGACGGACCCGCUUCACCUACCGCGUCCGGCACCUCCACGCCCAGAGUCAUGCUCCAAAUGCCCGAUAGAGACGGACCGCCAAUGUCGCCCGGCUCAUCCACCCGCUAG
Molecule: messenger RNA, 3861 nt
Organism: Kalmanozyma brasiliensis GHG001
Lineage: Eukaryota; Fungi; Basidiomycota; Ustilaginomycetes; Ustilaginales
Product: Cation/H+ exchanger
Exons: 1
Coding region: 1-3861 (1286 amino acids)
Biological process (GO): intracellular potassium ion homeostasis; sodium ion export across plasma membrane; regulation of membrane potential
Cellular component (GO): plasma membrane
Molecular function (GO): sodium:proton antiporter activity
Source: RefSeq, a predicted model, not a curated record